Peronospora farinosa is the source of this 2430-nucleotide messenger RNA. NCBI's taxonomy places the organism in Eukaryota, Oomycota, Peronosporomycetes, Peronosporales, Peronosporaceae. The record is from the annotation of a GenBank genome assembly.
AUGAUGCUGCUUGUUUUUUUCGCGCUGGUCGCAUGGUCGGCUGUGAGUGUGGCCUCCGCGAUGCGUGAGGAUACCAUGCGCACCACCUACGACUAUGCUUCAUUGAAUACUACUCAUUUUGACUUAAACGUGAGCAUGAGAUCAAGUAAUUUUGACGACACACUUGAAGAGAGAACAAAGGAUAUUGGCGAUAUCUUGAAGAGCUUUCAAUCAGAUAUGUUUGAAUCACUUGAAGGUUUGGAUAAGCAAGACAAGCUAUCGCUAUUUAAUAAUGUCAAGGUAAGGGUUUUUAAACUCACCCCCGACAAGUUAACAAACAGCUGGCUAGCCCAAUUCAGGAUAUCGUUGGCGGAAUUGUACGAAACUUCAAUACAUGUGGUAGACAAGGCGAUAUUCGAGCCAGUAGCACAUAAGUUGAAGAACGAUCAUGCUCUCGCCAGUGCUUUAGUUUUGAAAAAGAAUAAAUUCGGUAAGAAAGGGGAAGCUAAAUUACUGCUAGCCUCUCAGAUCAAGAAGUGGAUAAAGGACGGGCAAAAUGAGGCAGAGGUAUUUAAGCUUUUGCAGCUCGAUCAGCCAAAAAAGAAUCCUUUCACAAACCCAAUCAUUUCCCAGUGGCUCGCUUUUGUAAAGACCAAAUACUCCGUCCCUAAGGCCAAAAGCAAUGCGAGCACUUACAAGAAAGCCAGGAACAAACGUAAUAAGAAGAUGUUUAACGUUUUGGAAAAACAUUACGAGGGCGAUGAUCUGACCGAUUUUCUAGUUGUGGGAGCAAAAUCGGGUAUCGGUCCGUUGAAACACCUCGCAAGAAGUUUGCUGGACUAUCGAAUCGCGAAGUGGGUCCAUGACGACAACAUAUCUGACAGAGAGGUUUUCGACCUUUUGCAGCUCCACAAGACGAAAGACAACCCUUUGAAAAGCCCGGUCUUUUUCAACUGGGUUAAAUUCGUCCGGGAUCGAUACCGUAACCCAGAAAAGGCAGAUAAGGUGAUGCUUGACGUACUGUUAUCGUAUUUCGAAAGCAAGGAUGCUUUGGUGGAUGUUUUAGACGACAGAAUUAAAGCAAUCGAUGCAAUCAACAAUUUUGGAAACAGGAUUGCAGAAACUUCCGAAAGUGCAAAAGGAUUCGAAAAAAGUUUGCCGAAACCUUUGAAACUGCAAAAAGCUUUGAAAAAGCGAUCGCCGAAACCUUCGAAACCGCAGAAUUCUGACCUGGAAGAGCGUCCACCAAUAUCAACACCAGCACCACCAGCAGCAUCAGCAAUAGCAUCAACAUCAGCGUCAGCGCCAGCAGUAGCACCAGCACCGGAAGCAUCAGCAUCAACAUCAGCGCCAGCAUUAGCACCAGAAGUAGCACUAGCACCGGAAGCACCAGCAUCAGCACUACCAGAAGCUCCACCAGAUGCCUCACCUGAAGCCCCACUAGAAGCACUAGCAGAAGCACCACCAGAAGCACUAGCAGAGGCAUCACCAGAAGCACUAGCAGAGGCAUCACCAGAAGCACUAGCAGAAGCGGAUGCCCCACCAGAAGCCCCACCAGAAGUACUAUCAGAAGCACGACCAGAAGCACGACCAGAAGCACUAGCAGAAGCAGAAGCAAGACCAGAAGCACCAGUGAGCAAGCUACCGGUUGAAAGUUUCGACUCGGAAGAGCAUCCAACGGCGGGACGACAAAAAGGCCUUAACUUGAAUGCGCUACCGGUUGAAAGUAACACUUUAAACGAGCUACCGACUGAAAGUUUGGACUCGAACGAGCUACCAGCUGAAAGUCUCGAUUCGCUAAAGCUUCCACCGAAGAAACGGAAGAUAACUCACGUCAUGAUCGAGCUACCGGCGAAACAGCAGAAAGGUUUGGACUCGAACGAGCUACCAACUGAAAGUAACACCUUAAACGAGCUACCGACUGAAAGUUUGGACUUGAACGAGUUACCAGCUGAAGGUAUCAACUUAAACGAGCUACCAGCUGAAAGCUUCGACUCGGUAAAGCGUCCACCGGCAAAACGGAAGAUAACUCACGACAUGAGCGAGCUACCGGCGAAACAGCCGAAAGGUUUGGACUCGAGCGAGCUACCAGCUGAAGGUAACACCUUAAACGAGCUACCGACUGAAAGUUUGGACUUGAACGAACUACCAGCUGAAAGUUUCGACUCGGUAAAGCGUCCUUUGGCGAAACGGCAGAAUGGUUUGGACUCGAGCGAGCUACCAGCUGAAGGUAACACCUUAAACGAGCUACCGACUGAAAGUUUGGACUUGAACGAGCUACCAGCUGAAAGUUUCGACUCGGUAGAGCGUCCUUUGGCGAAACGGCAGAAAGGUUUGGACUCGAGCGAGCUACCAGCUGAAGGUAACACCUUAAACGAGCUACCGACUGAAAGUUUGGACUUGAACGAACUACCAGCUGAAAGUUUCGAGGCUAUACCGGAGUCAACUUGA